Petromyzon marinus (sea lamprey) is the source of this 795-nucleotide messenger RNA. NCBI's taxonomy places the organism in Eukaryota, Metazoa, Chordata, Hyperoartia, Petromyzontiformes, Petromyzontidae. The record is from RefSeq and is a predicted model, not a curated record.
GGGCGUGGAGGAGAUGGAGGAGGUGGAGGAGGUGGAGGAGGUGGAGGGUCGUGGAAGUGGCUCAAUGGGACGUCAGAGGCCACGUACCUCAACUGGGCCACGGGAGAACCGAAUAAUCGCAAGAGCAAUGAAGACUGCGUGGAGAUGUACGUGAAGGCCAGGAGGAGCGGUGGGGGAGGUGAGACAGAUGGUGGAGGUGAUGGUGGUGUAGAGGAUCCGGCACACGGGCGUUGGAACGAUGAAUCUUGUCGCAAGAGGAAGAGGGCUCUUUGCUUUAGAGACUCCUGCGAGCCCGGGGCGUGCUCCGGGCAGGGCAACUGCGUGGAGGUUUUCCAGGGCCGCCGCUGUGCAUGCUGGGAGGGCUACGAUGGAGAGGCCUGUGAGAAAAUGGCCACACCUCGGACUAGUGCUGCCCCCUCAUGCUCUGCGUGUCGGGGUGCCUCGCGGGCUUCGUGCUGCGGGGGUCGCCGCUCAGGGAGUGUGGCACAGACGGCGCGUGGAGCGGGCAGCCGGCAACCUGCACAGCUGUGCCUUGUCUACUGGAGGCUUCUCAACGUGACCAGCAGGCAGCAGCAGCAGCAGCAGCAGCCACCGACGAUGAGUCGGCUCCCAACGCCGUCACGGCUGGGUUCAAUCCCUAGCCCGCCAGCAACUCAACUCUUUCCGUAGAGGGGUUCAUAAUGGCCGUGUCAGAGACACUGAGAUCCUGGGUUCGAGCCCUGGGUCUGGGUGUUUCUCUCUCAGUGGGUUCACUAUGGUCACGUCAGAGACACUGAGACCCUGGGUCUGGGUGUC